Odontomachus brunneus is the source of this 694-nucleotide messenger RNA. RefSeq names its product luciferin 4-monooxygenase-like. Gene Ontology annotation, molecular function: CoA-ligase activity. Bases 103 to 612 code for a protein of 169 amino acids. The record is from RefSeq and is a predicted model, not a curated record. The transcript has 4 exons. NCBI's taxonomy places the organism in Eukaryota, Metazoa, Arthropoda, Insecta, Hymenoptera, Formicidae.
AAUCAUUAUGGAACAACUGAUGUCGCAUGCGAGGUCAGUGCACAAAAUAAAUUCACGAAACUAGGAUCAGUCGGUCAUGUAUCAUCUAACGUUCACGUAAAGAUGGUGGAUCUGGACACGGAGGAAGCGCUAGGACCUAACAAGAUCGGAGAGCUACGCGUGAAAGCAAUCACCAUAAUGCAAGGAUAUCACAAGAAUCCGGAAGCAACGAAACAGGCCUUCGAUUCCGACGGUUGGUUCCGCACCGGCGAUCUGGCGUAUUACGACGAUAACGGAGAGAUAUACAUCGUCGACCGGAUAUCCGAUUUCAUCAAUUUUCGAAGCACCAACGUUUCGCCCGCGGAGAUCGAAACCGUUUUAAUGACUCAUCCCGCGGUGUUCCAAGCGGCGGUGUUAGGGAUACCCAACGAGGUCGACGAACAACAUCCGAAGGCUUUUGUUGUCCAAGUGCCGAACAAAUCGGUAACGGAGCAGGAGCUUAUCAGCUAUGUGGAGAAAAACUUGCCGUAUUAUUGCAGACUCCGCGGCGGUGUUAAAAUCGUGGACCAAUUGCCGCGCACGACUACCGGCAAAAUCGCGAAGAAGCAGCUGCGAGAUAUGUAUGUGAAUUAAAACGCACCGAACUAUGCGCAGCCAGGGAGGACGUCUUAUCGCGUGUACCUAAAUUGUGUUUUCGUCGAAAAAAAAAAAAAAA